Molecule: messenger RNA, 8008 nt
Organism: Stegostoma tigrinum
Lineage: Eukaryota; Metazoa; Chordata; Chondrichthyes; Orectolobiformes; Stegostomatidae
Exons: 23
Coding region: 181-6072 (1963 amino acids)
Source: RefSeq, a predicted model, not a curated record
GUUGGGAACAUGGCGGAGUCAGGGAGUGUGGAGGUGAGGUGUACAGUGCUUUCUGCAGCUCACUGGUAAUGUGAAGCCCUCGGAGAAUUCCUUACUCACUUAUCCGCUCUCAGUCCCUGGGGCUAAACUCUGCCGCUGAUGGGCGCCGGGGUGUAGCUGAAGUUGGAAGGAAGAGGAAAUAUGAGCCGGGACAGCGCAACAGGAUUUCAGAAAUCUCUUCUGUGCUUGCCUGAGGAUCGAGUCCUAUAUUCUGGUGUUGCCAUUAUCCCAGGCAGUUUUGAUCAUCAGGGAUGUCCAAUUGUUAUAUUCCCCAGGGCACAGCAUAGCAAGCUAAUGUCGGAUCUAAAGCACAGUGAUGUUGUUGAACUUCUCAAAUAUUUUCUGCAUCAUCUUCGUGAAUCACAAACCACAAAUUGUCUAGUGUCUGUCGUAACUGAUCUCCGAUGUGCCAAAUUAGAUGUUGUUUCCAUCAUUGUAAACAGUUUGCUGGAAAUCCAGCACCAAAUUGGAAGAAUAUUCAACACUUUGUACGCUCUCCAGCCACAGACAAAGGGAAUUAGAAAAUGCAUUUUGAAGUCACUAGGCCUAAGCCACAGGAAGCUGCUUUCAGAGCCACCAUUCAAGUGUGUGCUCAUGAAUGAAGUCUUUGAGUUGUACAACUACAUUGAUAGAAGUCAGUUGACCUCUGACCUGGGAGGAUAUUUGAUUUAUCAGCAUGAAGCAUGGGUCCACUUCAGGAAGGAGAUUGACAGCUUCACGCAUGAAUAUUAUACCUUGAUCCAGAGAUUUCCUAGCUGUCUCGCUGGUCUCCAGGAGCUGUCUUUUCAGCCAUUGCCCGCAGAAGCAGAAGAAUUAGAACAAUUCUCCUACCAAGUCAUGGAGCUACACGCAGCAUGGAAGAGGGAUCUGGGAAUCGAUGUUCUGUUGAGAAGUUGUGAGGGGAUCUUGGAGAAGCUCAGGGAUCCGAAAUCUGACCCCUACUUUUUGGCCAUGGCUGGGACUGCCCAGUUUUGGCACACAUUUGAUGACCUCCGUGAAAAGAAUGAAAGGAUAAGAGCAGCUGUGGAGAAAGUGGAGUUACUGUGGCAACAGGCUCUUGCCAGGGCUCAGCUUUUCCAGAAGGACCUUCAGUGUAGGGAAGAGGCUGAGCAGAUUAUUGAUUUGAUCACCAAUGAAGGAAUGGGAAAGAUCCAAUCGUACAAAUUAGAAAUUGCAAGUAAUUUGAGCCAAGCAGAGAUUCUAAAACUGGAUUAUGAUGUUGCCAUUUAUAACCCUGCAAUGAAGCUGAUUGCCGACUCUGAGAGAGUGUUGCAGGAUUUGGAUGAAAUAACCAAAGAAAAACGUGGAGGAAAAGAGGAGGAUUGUAAAGAGGAACUGAGCAAACUAAAAGAUAUGUUCCACAUAGCUGUAGAACUGCCCCACCAAACCUUAAAAGCAGUUUAUGAUUUCUACUACAUUUUUGAAAAAGUUGCUGGCUGGUAUCAUUUACUGCUGCAAGAGAUACUUUUUAAGGAUGCAGUUGAUACUCAUGAUGCACAAUUGUUAGGCUUUCUUCAUGAGGCAAUGAUCUGCCUCAAACCAAGCUGGCAGAACCAGGUUAAUCACUUCCUGAAAACAGCUCCAGUUCCAGCCAUUGAAGAAUUGGUUCAACUCAGGGAUUUGGCUGAUUACAUUCCAGAUGCGCUGCCGAGGAGAAGAGGAAAACUGCUAUCCCAUCAGUGCUUCGUUGUAAUAAAGUUAUUGACUUCUCUGGGGAAAGUAUUCCUGAUUGACUUGGAACAAGCGAUUCACUGGCAAGAAAUGUACUUAGAGAGACUGCAAAAUGCAAUGCUUUAUCCUGCUAAUUCAUCUGUUGACACCAAGAUCAGUGCAAGUGCUGAUAAGGCUCUGAAAACUGUCAGUGAUGCACAUGUUAUUGAGGAACAAUUCAUUGAAAGCAAAUUGCAGGAGGCAAAACAAGAAAAUAGCUCUGAACUAUGUGCAUCCACAGUAGAAAAGCACUCUCCCACAAGUGAGAAAACAGAACAGAGUAGGGGUAAUCUUGACUGUGACCAGCUGCAACUAACAUCUUUUCUAUCCACUCAUCAAUCUGUUGUUGUUCAAACUGACCAAAAAGGCAGAGCAUUAACCAAAAAAAAACCAUCGUUAAGUGCUUUUGACCCUGGAAUUGAUGGUGCUGGGAAUUGCAAUUUAGAGACUGGAAAUGUAAAAUUCAAGUCUGAAGUACCCAAUAGGGACUGCCGGGUAAAAGGAAUCUCUGAACUAUCACUUAAAACUGUAGCAGCAAAACAAAAUGAAGUGGAUAAAGUUUGUACAAAUGAGUCUGAUGAUUGGCUGAGUUUUGAGCAAUUUGGGUUUGCUGAUCUCACAUCCAUAUCAUGUGAACCCCUUUUGAAUUCUAACACAAAGACUUUAAAUUUUGAGAUAAAAGUGAGCCGUUCAGCUAGUUUGCCUAAGAAUCCUUGGAUUGGCUUGCCUAUUGAGAAUCUUGAAAAGUCUUAUGUGGUCACAAUCACCCCCAAACAACCAACUUUGGAAACGUGCCUCAGAUAUAAAAAAGCUGGAAGCUGUAACACGGUGCGUACAAUUGAAGAAAAGAUCGGGGACCAGCUUACUGUUACAGUUCCAGGAGAGAACAGCUUUGGGGCAAUGGCAGUCCAGGCGAAAUCUCCAGAAAAGGAACAAUUUUUAAUUUUUGAGGACUUUGAUCUGCAGCCUGUUGAAAUAAUUGAAUGCGCACAGAUCGGCGAGGACCAGUGUUUGAAUUCUACCACGCAGAUUGAUGAAGACCUUAAAAGGGAGAUCCCAGCAACUUUUUGUGAUAAUUAUGAACUUUGUAGACCCAAACGAUUUCUGGAGGAGAGUAAAAAUGAAAGAGAUCAUGCUGCAUUAACUGAAUCAAAGCUGUGUGACAGGGACAUGAUGGAACAGGAGAAGCUGCAGGAUGAUAUUGAAAAGCUUCUGCUGAGGACAGCAAAGAUUUUAGAGGAAGAAGAAGAUGUGCUUAGACAAGAAGAAGAGCUGGAGCUUCUUUUGCAGUUGGAAGAGAGCAAGUGCUACAGAGUUAAUGAAGUGAACAGCAUAGGCUCGGACUUGCACAAUGAGAAGGUCACCAUGUCCCUCAGUGAGCUUGCAGAAGCUGGAGUGAUUGGAUUGGAAGACUGUGAAUGGUCUGAAAGGGAACAGCAGGAAUGUCACUGUAGUUGCACCCAUUCACAGUUGGCUUGUGAUAUUGAGAGCGUGCAACAGGAAAGAAGCUUCAAGUCUGACUGUGGUUUUCAUAAUAUAGACUGUUACACGACUGUUGUUACUCUAGGGACAAAUUGGAGCGUACACAAUAAUCACAGGUUAUUGCAAGAAUUGAAAGAACUAAAUCAAAUUGAGGACAGAAUUCUGGAAGAGAACUUGAAGAUAAGAGAGCUACGUUCCUCUGAGGAAGAGCAGAAUGGUCCGGUACAAGUCUUGGGCAAGUCAAAGCUCAGCAAAGAUAGAACAAAGUUUUUGGCUGAGCUGGAGAAGGAAAGAAAGGAGGUUGAGAAAAUGGAGCAAAGUCUUGCUCGAGAAGGAAAAAUGAAGCACAGGACUGUGAAGAAAUUGCCACAAAUAUCUUCAAAGACGGGAUGUAGUAAUCCAAAGAGCAGAACUGUAAAAUCAUCUGCAAGAGUUUUGAGUUCUCAUUCAAAAUGUAGCCAAAGAGCUGAAGCAAAAAAACAAUCUGGGUUCUCAGAUGCAGAUUUCAAAUCCAGUGAACUAAUGUCCCCUGCAAGUAUCAUUGAUUCAGGCUCCAGUCAGGAUCGAUCUUUCAACAAGUGUAUCCCAGACAAAACUCCUUCACAAUUAAAGGAGGUAUGUAGCUCAAAGAAAAAAGCCACCAAAAAAGUACAUUCCAUUAAAGAUCAAGAUCAUGUGUUUGGUCAGGUUAUGAAUACUCCUAUUGCUGUGAAUGAAGAAAAUGACCCAACGGACUCAAAAGAUGACCAAGCAUUCAUUACUCAUCCAGAUGAUGAAAUUCCUGUACAGAUUUUUUACUCUUCCAACAAGGAAACAAUCGAAGAUAAUAAAAUUUUUACCUCUGGCUAUCAAAGCCAAGGAGAACUGGCUGUGCAAACCAAAGAAAAGCCAAUACCAGUACUUUGUGCUAAUGUACCUGUAAAAGUGGAAAAGGUUCUGACCUCUGAAUGCUCUGACCACUCCUGCAGUGAAUCUCUUGGAGAUGUUGCAACAAAAGAUGUAAGGAAGGAGCAGCUGAGAAUUCCAGUGCCCCAAAACGGUGUCAAAACCAAAACUUACCAAACAGAAUUUUUGGAAAAUCCUAAUGCUGUGAGGAAACCUAGUGAACAGCAAGAGUUCUUCGAGUCUUUAGAGAACUAUCCAGUGACACAAGAAUCCAUGACUGCCGGUGCAUUACUUGAAGCAAAUGCACGGAUAGGGAACAUGAAUAAAUCAGAAGAUGUCAAAAAGGACCAUGUCAGCGAAAUCCCUUUUAACUUGUCAGAAAUCUCAACAAACGUGCAUAACAGUCAAGUCAAUUAUGAGAAAGAUGGUUCUAUCACUGAACCAAGCUCUUUAGUAAACUCUGAGAAUGGAGAAAUGUGUCUUGAGCAAAAAGGUUCCAAACUGGUUGUAAAGUCAGAUCCAUCUGUUGAAAGUAAAUGUGAUGCACAAGACACUCUCUUAUUUAAUGAAGCGAUAGUGGAAACUAGUAUAAUUAAUAGCAGCAAUGUAGGAUCAAGAGAGUAUUACACAGUUGAGAUGUUGCAAGCUGAUGAAUCCAGAAAUACUGAGAUACAGAAGGAUUCUUUACAUAUCAUUGACAUUACAAACCAGAUACAGGAUUCUUCAAAUCGAGACUUGGAUGCGAUAUUUGAAGAUUGUAAUACAAAGCUGUCAGUGGAUUGUAACCCACCAAUUGAUGCACAUGUUUUUCAAGUAUCUGUUAUGAAGGUUCGUGAUUAUAACAUACCAGUUGUAUUGGAUACAGGAUCUGGUCUGAUGAAAGCUGGCUUUGCAAAUCAGGAUCUACCAACUACUAUAUUUCCAACAGUAAUUGGGCGACCUAAAUAUGAGAGAGUUUGUAAUGGGAGGAAUCAAAAAGAUGUUUACAUUGGGCACGAUGCUCAACAUAUGCGAGGUGUUCUUUCCUUGCACUACCCGCUGGAACAUGGCAUUGUGACAAACUGGGAUGAAAUAGAAAAGAUCUGGCAUCACACAUUUUAUCACCAACUCCGCAUUGAACCAGAAGAUCACCCAAUUUUCCUGACCGAAGCAGCCAUGAACCCACACCGGAACAGAGAGCGAAUGGUUGAGAUCAUGUUUGAAGUUUUUAAUGUGCCUUUCUCUUAUGUGGCAAUGCAAGCUGUCUUAGCACUUUAUUCUUCUGGGAGAACAACAGGUAUAACCUUGGACUCUGGAGAUGGGGUCACACACACUGUACCAGUCUAUGAAGGGUAUAGUCUGCCUCAUGCCAUACAACGUCUAAAUUUGGCUGGUCGAGAUCUCACAGAAUAUCUUGGAAAGCUCUUGAAAGAAAGGGGUUAUUCAUUUAAUACUUCAGCAGAACAGGAAAUUGUCCGAGAUAUCAAAGAGAAACACUGUUAUGUUGCUGAAGACUAUGAAAGAGAACUGGGCCACUUAGAAAAUUGUGGAGAACUGAACUACACAUUGCCUGAUGGACAAAUAAUUACAAUUGGCAAUGAGGUGUUCAGAGCUCCAGAGGUCUUGUUUAAACCAGAGGUGAUUGGAAGAGAUCACUAUGGAAUUCAUGAGAGUCUUCUCCGUGCCAUUAUUCUCUGUGAUGUAGACCUGAGACAAAACUUUGUUGGAAAUAUUGUUCUCUCAGGUGGAAACACAAUGUUGUCUGGAUUAAGAACAAGAGUACAAAAAGAAACCUCUUCCAUGUUGCCCCUGGAUCUGUCCAAGUAUGUACACAUUACGAGCCCAGCAAACCGGGACUUCACAGUGUGGAGUGGAGGUGCUGCCCUGGCAAGUUCGUCUGUCAUUGACUAUGCCUGGAUCAGCCGAGAAGACUAUUAUGAGUUUGGUCCAAAAAUUGUUCAUAGGAAAUGCUUUUAAAUUACACUUCUGGAUAAAGUAUUUUUAAAGCUUUCUUUUAUUAAUCAUAAAUGCAAUAAUGAUUUAAUCCCAAUGAAAUAAGAUCUGUACUUCUUUACAGCAGGUGACUUUACUCUUGUCUUGUAUCUAGGUGGUGUUAUGAACAGGAAAAAUAAAGUUUUCAUCUUGUCCUUGUUUGCUAGGGGAGAUACAAAUGUUGAUGUUCCAGUGCUUGAAGGUUAAGGUUGGAAGUUUAUUACUGGAAGCUUUGUUCCCACUAUGUAUUGUGGACGAGGAAAAGAAUGUUGCUGCAUCCUAACGGUACUGCACAUUUGAACACUGACCUCAGUGGGAAGGAGGAUGUGGUUAAAACGUUAAUCCCCUCCAAAUGUUAAUGUUGUACUUGUGGAUGAGGGUGAGAGGGCAGGGGAAGAUGCUGAAUUUGGAACUGUUGACAUUAUCUAUGUUAACGGAAGAGAUGGAAGCAGAAGAAAAUUAAAUAUUUUAACCAAAUUUGGACUGCCAUCUGAACGUUGCUGGAACACUACAAUGCAAGCUACUCAUCUGCCUUCUUGAAAGGGCAAAGGAGCAACUUGAUAUUAACUGAGCUAAAUAUCUUUAGUAAUUUGUAAGAAAUAUUUAGUGAUUAAGAAGAAAAUGUAUGUUUUGAACAAUCUAUCUCUACAUGGGAAUGAACUUGAGCUGUUCUGUGUAGUAAAUAAUUUUUAAAAACAUGAAUACACAGACAAUUGUCCAUUCAAAUUGGUCCCAGAUUUUGAAUAGUAUGACAAACAAUUUUAAAAUAUUUUCUGCAUUGAUUAUAUAUCCUUGCCUGGGAUACAAUCACUGGUUAAUUUAGGAGCAUUGAGAUAGUGCCAUGAAUUCAGUUCUGUGCAAAAGAAUGGCUCUCUUUUAGAGGCCAGUCGUAAGUGAAAACACUUUUUCUAAAAAAAAAUUAAAGUUUUUUAUUGAUUUUUAAGAUCAGGGAUGAUACCAUCACAGGGCCUUUUCUGGGACAUUGAUUUCAUAACAUGUUUUAUCUCGUAUAAAUUGCCUUGAAACUUUGUACUGUAAUUCUUUGUAACUUUACCUUAAUCUACUAGCUGCUUCUAAGAGAAACACCCCUUAGGCAAUUUUAGGAAUGUAUUUUAUGUGCCAUUGAAAGGAUGAAAUUAAUACUCCUUUGAAAACAAUUACAAACAGCAAUGUGACUGUUACAAUGACCAUAAUUUUGGGAAAUGCUUUUUAUUACAAUUCUUGUUGCAGCAUUUCAAUUUUGUUUGCUUUUAUGUCAGUAUUGCAUUUAAAUCCUGUUAAAUGUGAAUCAAAUUUGCCAAGAGAUCUACUUGAAAUGGAACUGUUGAAUCACCAGUGUUGGAAACAGGUUUACGUUUUGUUAAAUUCCAGUCUGUUAUCAACAUGGUAACUCUGAAGGAAAUGCAAUCACUGGGAACUAGUUCUUUGCCAAUCACGUCUAUAUGUUUAUAUUUUUAAAUGUAAUAGUUUGAUGUAUUGCUUUCAGCAAAGAUGGCACAUUUUUCUGACUGGCUUAAAUGAUUUUAGUCAUCUUUUUAGUGCAGAACCUGAGUACUGCCGAACAGAGCAACAUGUUAGGAAUAUAAGAAGUAAAACAUUUGGCCCCUCAAGGCUAACUUGCCAUUCUAAGAUCAUUCCCCGUGUCUCAACUCCAUUUAAAUAGCAGCUUCUCAGAGCUGUCAACUCUGAUAUUUCAAAAAUGUAUCUACUUCCUCUAUAAAUAAUUUGUGAUGCAGCCUCCACAACAUUGUAGUAUGGAGAGUGAUAAUGGGAACUGCAGAUGCUGGAGAAUCCAAGAUAUUGAAAUGUGAGGCUGGAUGAACACAGCAGGCCCAGCAGCAUCUCAGGAGCACAAAAGCUGACGUUUCGGGCCUAGACCCUUCAUCAGAGAGGGGGAUGGGGUGAGGGUUCUGGAAUAAAC